CGCACAAAUCAUGGCAACCAAUAAUGCAACCAAUUUUUUUCUCAAGCAAUGCUUAAUAUUAUUCACCAAUCAUGCAACAUAAUCUGCAACCUUUUUUUUUUUUUUUGGGCUAAGCUUUUAUUCUCUUUUUAAUGUGAGCCCUAGAUGAUUAGAUGAAGCAGGGUUAAACGUCGUUCAAUCAUUCUCAGCAGUAACAAGUAUCUUUACCGUUACCGAUUUCGUAGUUCACGCGCUGACAUUUCUUAUCCACAAGAAGGAAACUGUGGGCCUGUUUGUGGGUUCGGCAUCGCCACAGAAUCAGCAAGACUUGUCCGGGCCAUAUGAUAAUUUGCAUGGCCCAAAAUUUGGGCUGGAGCUGACUCAGCCUUGACGUAACGUCCACGUGUCCGUACCCAGUACAAUUUAUUGUUUUAUUACCAAUUUCAUCAUUUGCUGAGCUGCCUGCGUUUGGGCCAUGACUCAGCCUAUGGCCCACUUGUCUUUUAUAUCCAUCAAUAAUAAUAAUUAUCCGUUCUAAUGGAAAGUACUAAUACUGUCAGGCCCACAUCACAUAGUUUGUUUUAGUACCGUUCAGUCUGAGCUAUUAAAUAAAUUAAUAAUAAUUAGUGUGAAACUCUUAUAUUUGACAUUUCUGCGGUUAAAUUUUGGCAGACUCAGGAGACGACACGUGGACUACUUGGCACUUUAUUUUGCUGUAUUUCAACAAGCUCUAUAUAACCGACCGCCAGCCAUUAUCUGCCGUCGCCACAAAUUUCUCCGCCGUUCCCACUCCCUCUCUCUGUUAUUAAUCCAAUUAUCCAAUUCGCAUAAUUAAUUUCACACUCUAUCCAAUCAAUUUCCGUUCUUUUCUCCGAUUUCCCUUCGCCAUUAGAUCCGAUCCUAAAUCCUAAUCCUCUCCUCCUCCCUAGCUUCCAGGCUAAUUCGUCUCCUUUAAUACCUUCGCCGAUCGCCGGAUUGGGAGAUCCCCAGUUGAUUCUUUUCAUCCGAUUCCUUUUUUCUUUCUUCUGGGUUUCUGAAAGUUUCGUUUUUUUUUUUCUUCCUUCUUCCGCGGGUUUACGUUUUCAAAAGCUUCGGAUUCGGGCUAAAAUGGAGGUUUCGGUGAUCGGCACUUCUCAGGCAACGUUCUGCAGCGGCGGGGAGUUGGCGCCUUGCAGCAGGGAGCUGAGAUUUUGCGUCCCCAAGAGAAACGGCGACGCUCUCUACUUCCUUGAUCGAAAUUCCCGCCGGAGGUGCAGAAACUCCCGGCUGCAGCUCACCCUCACCGCCGCCGCCCAAUCCGAACCCGUCCGGUCCGAUAGCUUUCCCGUUCAGGAGCCCGCCACAAUACCCGAUUCCGUUAAUAAAGUAAAGUUAUUCGUUGGGUUGCCGUUGGAUGUGGUCUCUGAUUGCCACAGUGUAAACCAUGCGAGAGCCAUAACGGCAGGUCUCAAAGCUCUGAAAUUGUUAGGGGUAGAAGGUGUGGAGGUUCCGGUAUGGUGGGGGUUGGUGGAGAAGGAAGAAAUGGGGGAGUAUGAAUGGUCAGGGUACCUUGCCGUUGCAGAAAUGGUACAAACAGCAGGGUUGAAGCUUCACGUCUCGCUCUGUUUCCAUGGCGAUAGACAGCAUAAGGUCUCGCUUCCUCGAUGGGUUUUGAAGAUUGGCGAAUCGAAUCACAGCAUCUUUUAUACUGAUCGAUCAGGGGAAGCUUAUGAAGACUGCUUGUCGUUGGCUGUGGAUGACCUUCCUGUUCUCGAUGGCAGGACCCCUCUUCAAGUUUACAAGGGUUUCUGUGAGAGCUUCAGGUCCACAUUUGCCCAGUUCUUGGGUUCCACUAUAACGGGAGUAACAAUGGGGCUAGGACCAGAUGGCGAGCUUCAAUAUCCAUCUCACCACCAACCUUCCAACAACAACAUCCCUGGAGUUGGAGAGUUCCAAUGCUACGACGAAAACAUGAAGGACCAGCUAAAGCAACACGCAGCUUCCCUCGGCAAUCCCUUGUGGGGGCUGGCAGGCCCACACGAUGCCCCGACUUACAACCAGACCCCGGACUCCAGCCCCUUCUUCAACGAACUCUCCGGAUCAUGGCAAUCCCCUUAUGGCGACUUCUUCCUCUCGUGGUACUCCAACCAGCUGCUCUCCCAUGGUGACCGCCUCCUCUCCAUGGCCUCCAAUGUCUUCACAGACACCGGCGUAACAACUCAUGGCAGAGUCCCUCUGAUGCACUCCUGGUUCAAAACCCGGUCCCGUGCACUCGAGAACACUGCUGGGUUCUACAGCACGGACGGGAAAGAUGCAUACGAAGCAUUUGCCGAGAUGUUUGCUCAGACCUCGUGCGGGAUGAUCAUUCCCGGGAUGGACUUGUCGGACGAUGAGCAGCCCGACCAGUCAAUGUCUAGCCCCGAGAUGUUGCUUAAGCAGAUUCAAGCGGCGUGCAAGAAGCAUGGAGUUGGGGUUUCUGGGAUGAACUCCGGUCUUCGUUUGAAUGGGUUUGACCGGAUUAGCAAGAACGUAGUGGGGGAUGAGAAUAACGUGGUUGAUUUGUUUACUUACCAGAGGAUGGGAGCAGAGUUCUUCUCACCGGAGCAUUUUCCGUCUUUCACCCAGUUUGCUCGGGGGCUGAAUCAGCCUUUUGCUGGGCUGGAUUCGGAUGAUCUUCCUACGGAAGAAACUCUUCCGGUGGAGGCUCCUGUCCCGUCGAAUGCCGAGAUGCAAACGGCCUAAUGGUGAAGAGACUGACGUGCGCUAAAAUAUGUGUAUAUAUAUAUAUAUAUGUUUCUGUUAGGCUGUUAGUUUGGCCGCUGCACCCUUUUGAUAAUUAUUUGUAACCAAUUGUAACAAAUGCGUGUGUUUGAGAGUCAGGAAAUUGAGCAUACUAAGGAGCUAUUGAAUGAACUUUGAAAGCAAAUAUAAAAUAAUUUAAGAUCAACUUCCCAACGGUAUCAAUCAAGAUAUCCCAGGAUCAUAAGUAUUGAUCAACGCCUCAAAAGAACUGUGUUCCUCUCGUCGCAGUAAUGUCGAUGAUUUGUACUUCUUCCCUCUACUCCAGUAUUCAACUGCAAAUACCACUCUCGAGUUCGAGCUAACCGAGAUUUGUACUGCUCCUUUCAUCUUACAAAUACCACUUUCGAGUUCGAGCUAGAUAAUUUAGUAAGACUGCAUGGAAGAGUUCUGCUUGUGACACCAAGUAUCCAAGAGUUAUUCUCCUCUGUAUUGCAGUUUCCUCGGAGAAAUUACAGAAUGGAAAAGAGCAACAACUUACACGAAUGUUAAAACAAAGUACCGAAACGUCGGAAACCUCUCAUGUACACAGACAGACCAGCAAACUAUACAUAACAACGCCUAUUUUAUUACAGUUCCAAUAAAUCUAAUUAACCAUCACCAACUCUCGAGUUUCACCUCAGAUGAGUUGAGGUCAAGAUGCGGGCAAAUCUCCGCAACCUAACGGAGGCAGCGCCAUUUCCGCGCCCCGCUACAAUGUUUGUUCCCACUGGCGAGAACUUGCUUGGUCGACUUGCACCAGGUGAUCAAACCUUUCACCACUCAACUGCACAAGAAGAAAUAGGGUUAUAUUAGCGACGGAACAGAACAGAAUCUAAUGGCGAGCCUGGAGACGAUCUCUGUAGUGAUGCAUGACUUGAGUCCUUACCAUGUGUACGAAAAUAGGGAUAAAUUAAACUUCGAAUCCCUCAUUUAAAAGAACUUAAACAGAUAAACGAUAACACCGCGUGUGUAAGUUGAAAUAUACCUCAAUCAGUCAG
Linum trigynum is the source of this 3737-nucleotide messenger RNA. Lineage: Eukaryota; Viridiplantae; Streptophyta; Magnoliopsida; Malpighiales; Linaceae. The record is from the annotation of a GenBank genome assembly.